AGAUGAAGUCAGAAAUUUCGAGGGGUCAUGAAUGCAUCAUUCACGGGGUCAUUUUAAGUCGCGUUUUAACAAGGUAACCAUAGCAACCGGCACGAUAACCAAAGCAACUCGUUUUAUUUACUGUCAGAAGAAGCCAGUUUUGACCGUAACGUUUUAAUUUCUGUUUGGAAAUCGAGUAUUUUUCUCGCAAAAAUCUGUUUCCAUUCACAUUUAAAACGUCGUGUUUGUUAGCUGUUCUUUUUAUAAACGACAUUUUUUUUAAACAAGGCGCGAGGACCGGAUACUUUCCCGGAUGGAUUCAGGAAAACUCGUUCAAGAUUUAAACCCGAAGUCUCCCGAUAUAAAUCUGACUGCAUCACGUAAACCCAGUCCUAAAAAGUUUGACCUCAUUAAGGUGAUCCGUCUUCUUGAGGAUCCACUGACGUCGAACCUGAGGGAGAGGCACCUGUUCGUCCUGAAGAAACUGCUGAAGAGAAACCAGUCAGGCUUCCUUUUGAGGGACCUCACAGAUAUAUCCCAGAUACUCAACAUCUGUGCUGAGAAAGUGAGCGAUCAGCCCCAAUAUGCAUCAGUUCUGUGUGAAGCUCUAAAACUCUGCAGGUUUCCCUUCCUGAAGGAAAAGACGUCUGAUGAGCUGAGGUACGCUCAAGACGCCACAGAGUUCCUCUCCAACAUGGAGCUCCAGCCGACCUCAGCCAUUUACCGGCUGCAGCUGCUGGAGCGCAGCAACCUCCCCAAGACGCUGCUUCUCUCCACAGCCGCCCUGCAGAACCGGCCCUCCAUCAAGCUGCGGCUCCUGCAAACUCUUCAGCUCCUCUCCAGCUCCUCAGACACAACCUGCACAUCCAUCUUAGGUGAAGGAGGAGCCGAGAUGAUCUGUCUGCACAUGAACGAAGAGGACCAGUCCGGUCAGGUUCUUAUCUGCUCCUCAGAGAUCCUCUGGAACCUGCUGGAGAGCGGCGGCAGAAAGGAGGCCGUGGCUCAGCUCAGCAGCUUGGAAUGCGUGCUAUCUCUGAAGGAAGCGUUGUCAUCAGCGAUGGAGAUCCCAUCCCAAGCUUCCGACCUCCAGCUCAGGAAUCACCUGCUGGCGAUCGCGACUCUCAUCGCCGGAAAUCCAAACUGUCCGCUCGUCGAAAGCUUAUUUGCCAAACAGCUUCUGGGCUUCAUGACAAUUCCGGAGAUGAGCAGCUCUGCAGCAGAGAAACCUGACCUGAGGAUGAUGAAGCUGCUGUUGAAUCUGCUGGUUGUGAUGGGCAGGAACGUUGCUGUUCUGCAGGUUUUCAGGGAGGAGUAUGUCAUGGUGAACCUGCUGCAGCUCGUGAAGCCACCGAAGCGCCGGCCAGCUUCUCAGAUCUUCUUCGGCUUCCAGGAGGAAGAACUCCAGCUGCAGGCAUUGGACGCCUUGUCCUGCAUCGCUCCAGUCAUGCUGCAGGACUACAUGUCCUGUCAGGGAAAUACGCGCCUGCUGUUGCUGCUGGACUGGUGCGUCGAAGAGCCUGAACUCUGUGGCAGCAGGAUGACCCAGACGCAGCGCUGCAUCAGAAUCCUGCGAUCUGUGACGGCUCUGGAAGAAGAAGCUGUAAAGCAGGACCUCUGCGAUCAGGGAGCCAUCAACCAGCUGCUGGGGAUCCUAAACCUGAUCGACGCGUUUUCUGGUGAGGAUGAUGUAAUCGCCGUGGAAACCAUGUCCAAUAUCCAGCUCAUCCUGUCUGUGCUGUGUGAGAACGACCUGAACAGAAAGGAGCUGUUUGGCUCAGAGGGAGUAGAGAUGGUCGUACAUUUCCUGAAGAAAGGUCCAGGGAAGUUCUACAGCACUCUGGGACACAACAAGCUGGUGAUCUCCACGGUGGAGUGCGUGUGGUCCUGCGUCGUCGGCUCCUGCACCACAGAAUAUCAGUUUUUAGAAAAAGGAGGAGCAUCUCUGAUGCUGGAUUUACUCCAAGCCAGUCCCAGAUGCAUACACAGCAUCAUCCUCUCUACCCUGCUGGAUCUUUGCAACAAUCCGAACGCUCGGCCUCAGGUGCUGAGCUGGAGGGACGAUGGCGGUCAAACGGCUCCCAGAGUCCUGCUGCAGCUCUGGAGGGCAGAAGAAAAGGAGCUGGGGGUCCUCAGAACCAAACACGGAGGAAUUAAAGAUCCAAAGAAGCCGCUUCAGACCCGUUUCCAGGAGGACAGCAGCGGUUUGUCGUUUCCUGCCAACAAACCGUCCGCAGCAGUGCUGGAAACGUCCGAAAACCUGCGAGCAAAGUUUUACCUCCUCCUCUGCAGUCUGGGUCUGGCUGUUUAUCCGAACUCUGUCGGGGAGGUUUGGAGCGAGAUUAACAGCGAACUGGUCCUGGAAGGCGUGAAGCCCAUCGGCUCGGACGAAAGAGCUCUGAGCUCCAUCUGUUGGACAACAGAGGACACGGCGAGGAGGAUCAUGGAGGAACAAUCCUGCAUCCUGAAGGAGCAGGAGGAGGAGGAGAUCAGGGAGGAGAUGCUCUUCUACACAGAGGUGCUGAAGAUCUAUGAAGUCUCACCGGAAACAGCAGGAGCUCGAAACGUCCUCAGAACCUCAAAGCUGAAGAAUGAGGACUCUGCAGCUGAUCGCUCUGCAAAGCCUUUCAUCGGCCACAUCCUGGCAGCAGAGACCUCGGCGGAUCAGGAUCCCGCAGGGGUCAACGUGAUUCUCAGCAGAACUAUAAUCUGAACCAGAAGAAGGGAGAUGCAGAGCUUCAGCAGACUGACGGUACCAGAAAUCCUGGCUCAAGAGGAGACUUUCCUGCGU
Cyprinodon variegatus (sheepshead minnow) is the source of this 2767-nucleotide messenger RNA. RefSeq names its product cilia and flagella associated protein 69 (gene cfap69). Bases 293 to 2689 code for a protein of 798 amino acids. Gene Ontology annotation, cellular component: non-motile cilium; sperm midpiece. The transcript is spliced from 20 exons. Gene Ontology annotation, biological process: positive regulation of flagellated sperm motility; response to odorant; olfactory behavior. The record is from RefSeq and is a predicted model, not a curated record. NCBI's taxonomy places the organism in Eukaryota, Metazoa, Chordata, Actinopteri, Cyprinodontiformes, Cyprinodontidae.